AUGACUGGUUACACGAUAUGGAGUUUCCAUGGGGACGACAUAUCUUCAAAUACCACAGUGACAGAAAAUGUUACAGUUGAUGAAGAAGAUGAAGAUAUUGUUAACAUGCAUGACAUACUUCAAGAUGCAUUUCCCGGUCAAACCUUUGAAGGAGUUGGUGUUGGUACCACAAGUGGACACACAGAUGAAAUAAGAGAUGAUUCACAAAAAUUGCAUAGAUUGAUGCAAGAAGCAGAGAAGGCAUUAUAUCCAGAAUGUAAUGAAUUCACGAAACUGUCAUUCACUGUUGCAUUAUAUCACAUAAAGUGCCUAUGCAACUGGAGUGACAAAUCUUUCUCUAUGUUAUUGGAUUUAUUGAAGAAAGCACUACCACAAGGUAACACCUUGCCGAAUUCUUUAUAUGAAGCAAAGAAGAUGGUUAAGGACUUGGGACUCAGUUACAACAAGAUCGAUGCAUGCCCCAAUGAUUGUAUGCUAUAUUGGAAGGAUGCAUCUAAUGAAAAGUCUUGUCGCAUUUGUGGGGCAUCAAGGUAUGAAUCCAAAAGCAAAGUUCCAGAAAAAACAUUACGUCACUUCCCUUUGAUACCAAGGGUUCAAAGAUUGUAUAGGUCAUCAGUAACAUCAUCUGACAUGAGAUGGCAUAAAGAUGGACGUAUAGAUGAUGGAAAAAUACGCCAUCCUGCAGACGCAGAAGCAUGGAAGGACUUUGACAGACAACAUCCAACUUUCAGUGCAGAUCCACGGAAUGUUAGGCUGGGGAUAGCAAGUGAUGGAUUUAAUCCUUUUAAUAUGAAGAAUUCAUACAGCAUGUGGCCUGUUGUUGUCGUGCCGUAUAAUUUACCACCAUGGAAGUGCAUGAAGCAAACAUCAUUCAUGUUGACAUUACUAAUUCCAGGUCCAAAUCAGCCUGGAAAUGAUAUAGAUGUGUAUUUACAGCCUUUGAUAGAUGAAUUGAAGUUGUUGUGGGAUGGUGUUGACACCUAUGAUGCAUUAAAGAAAGAGUCGUUCCGUUUACGUGCCUGUCUUUUAUGGACAAUCAAUGACUUUCCUGCAUAUGCUAACCUUUCAGGCUGGAGCACUAAGGGUGCAUUGGCAUGCCCUUGUUGCAACAAAGACACCAUGUCAACUUGGCUAAAACACAGUCGUAAGCAUUGUUACCUAGGCCAUCGUCGGUUUCUCAAAGCAAAUCAUCAAUUUCGAUUGGAUAAGAGAGGUUUCAAUGGUAGUGUUGAGUUUGGGCUGGAACCACAACCCCUUUCAGGUACUGCUUUGCUAGCACAAAUGGAAGGUGUGAAAUUUCCUACAUUUGGUAAGGAGCCUAAGAAGGAUAAUGCCAAUAAACGGAAGAGGGUGGUAGGUCGAAAUGAACUACCAUUUAAUUGGAAGAAGAGAAGUUUAUUCUUUGAAUUGCCCUAUUGGAAGGAUAAUCUACUUUGUCAUAAUUUGGAUGUCAUGCAUAUAGAAAAGAAUGUGUGUGACAACAUCAUUGAUACGUUGUUGGAAUUGAAAGGGAGAUCAAAGGAUAAGCUAGAGGCCCGACUAGAUUUGAAAGACAUGAACAUUAGACCAUCUCUACAUCCACAGAGGAUAGAGGGGAGCUCCAAAGUGAUUGUACCUCCAGCAAGCCAUACAAUGUCCAAGGUAGAAAAAGAACAGUUUUGCAAAGCUUUAGAGGGUUUGAAGGUCCCUGAUGGUUAUUCUGGAAACAUAUCACGUUAUGUGAAAGUCACUGAAAGGGAUAUAUCUGGAAUGAAAAGCCAUGAUUGUCAUGUUUUAAUGCAGCAACUCCUUCCUCUAGCAAUUCGUGUACAUCCAAUGAAUAAUGUGAAGUUGGUGUUGCUGUCAGUGUGCGGGUUCUUUCGAUGUCUAUGUGCAAAAAUUGCUACAAAGGAUGAUUUGAACCAACUUAAAGCAAAUAUUGUAGAAACCCUAUGCAAUCUAGAGAGGAUAUUCCCUCCUACAUUCUUUGAUGUUAUGGUUCAUCUAUUGGUUCAUUUACCACGAGAAGUAUUAUUGGGUGGACCAGUCCAUUAUAGAUGGAUGUACCCUUUUGAAAGGUUCAACAAGACCCUUAAGGAUUACAAACGUAAUAAUAGACACGUAGAAGGGUCUAUUGCAGAGGGAUACAUUGCAAAUGAAUGUCUGACAUUUUGUUCUGCGCAUAUCAAAGUACUUGAGACGCGUUUAACCCGUCCAAAUAGGAAUGUUGAUAACGAAAAUCUACAAAUGGAACAACAACAUUGGAUUUUUUCAUGCAAAGGUAGACCUUUAGGAGCUGCUACAAUGGUGCAAUUAGACUGGAAAAACAUCCAACAAGCACAUCGAUAUGUUCUCUUGCAUUAUGAACCCAUUGAUAAAUAUCGGAAGUAA
This is a messenger RNA of Telopea speciosissima, 2370 nucleotides long. RefSeq lists its product as uncharacterized. The transcript has 2 exons. Bases 1 to 2370 code for a protein of 789 amino acids. NCBI's taxonomy places the organism in Eukaryota, Viridiplantae, Streptophyta, Magnoliopsida, Proteales, Proteaceae. The record is from RefSeq and is a predicted model, not a curated record.